This is a messenger RNA of Balaenoptera musculus (blue whale), 1611 nucleotides long. It is a transcript of the gene OXSM, whose product is annotated as 3-oxoacyl-ACP synthase, mitochondrial. NCBI's taxonomy places the organism in Eukaryota, Metazoa, Chordata, Mammalia, Artiodactyla, Balaenopteridae. The coding region runs from base 194 to 1576 and encodes 460 amino acids. The transcript is spliced from 3 exons. Gene Ontology annotation, biological process: fatty acid biosynthetic process. The record is from RefSeq and is a predicted model, not a curated record. Gene Ontology annotation, molecular function: 3-oxoacyl-[acyl-carrier-protein] synthase activity.
GCACGCCCGCGUCGCGCUUGGGACUGCGGCUGCGCUAGCCGCCGGAGGUCGGGUGCAGCUCAUACCAAGCACCCGAGAAAAAUCACCUUGGAUGUUGUUUCUUAGGCCUUUAAGGUAUUUCAACAACAGUCAAUCCCUGCUGGGCGUGUCGUGGCCUGCUGCGGGCACGUCUCUGACCCUCUGAGUCUCAACCAUGCUGUCCAACGGCUGGCAAAGUUUCCUAAAAGUUACAAGCCCUCAUCGAAUACACACAAGGUUGUGCCAGCGAUUGAUAAGUGAAAGGAGGUUUUUCGGAACUGUGCCAACACCCAGAUUGCGUAGGCGGGUUGUCGUUACAGGCAUUGGCUUAGUGACUCCUCUGGGUGUUGGCACUCAGCUGGUGUGGGAUCGUCUUAUCCAGGGAGAGAGUGGAAUCGUUUCACUGGUCGGUGAAGAGUAUAAGAGUGUCCCUUGCAGUGUUGCUGCUUAUGUGCCAAGAGGUUGUGAUGAAGGUCAAUUCAACGCACAAAACUUUGUGCCCAAAUCAGAUAUCAAGUCCAUGUCUUCUCCCACCGUUAUGGCCAUUGGGGCUGCUGAGUUAGCCUUGAAAGAUUCCGGCUGGCAUCCUCAGUCAGAAGCUGACCAAGCGGCUACUGGUGUUGCAAUUGGCAUGGGAAUGGUUCCCCUUGAAGUGAUUUCUGAAACCGCUUUGAUGUUUCAGACGAAAGGUUACAGUAAAGUCAGCCCAUUCUUUGUCCCUAAGAUUCUGGUCAGUAUGGCCGCAGGCCAGGUCAGCAUUCGCUAUAAACUCAAGGGCCCCAAUCAUGCAGUGUCCACAGCCUGUACCACGGGAGCUCAUGCUGUGGGAGACUCUCUGAGGUUCAUAGCCCACGGCGAUGCUGAUGUGAUGGUGACUGGAGGUGCCGACUCUUGCAUCAGCCCUUUGUCGCUUGCUGCGUUUUCCAGAGCCCGGGCUCUGAGCACAAACUCUGAUCCGAAGUCGGCAUGUCGGCCAUUCCAUCCCAAGAGAGAUGGUUUUGUGAUGGGAGAAGGUGCAGCCGUGCUGGUGCUGGAAGAACACGAGCAUGCUGUUCAAAGAGGGGCUCGGAUCUAUGCAGAGAUUUUGGGCUACGGACUCUCAGGUGAUGCCAGUCACAUAACCGCCCCUGAUCCUGGAGGAGAAGGUGCCUUAAGAUGUAUGGCUGCUGCUAUAAAAGAUGCAGGUGUACAGCCUGAAGAGAUAUCCUAUAUCAACGCACAUGCUACUUCCACACCGUUGGGAGACGCUGCUGAAAACAAAGCCAUCAAACAUCUUUUCAAAGAGCACGCCCACGCCCUUGCCGUCUCCUCCACCAAGGGGGCCACGGGACACCUGCUGGGGGCCGCCGGGGCCGCCGAGGCAGCUUUUACCUCCCUGGCUUGUUAUCAUCGAAAACUGCCACCUACUUUAAACCUGGACUGUACAGAACCAGAAUUUGAUCUCAAUUAUGUUCCACUCAAGGCGCAGGAAUGGAAAACUGAGAAAAGAUGUAUUGGACUCACCAAUUCCUUUGGUUUUGGUGGUACAAAUGCAACACUUUGUAUUGCUGGCAUGUAGGACAAAUCAUUUGUCAUUAAAUAUUGAUUUUUUUA